Molecule: messenger RNA, 1741 nt
Organism: Capsicum annuum
Lineage: Eukaryota; Viridiplantae; Streptophyta; Magnoliopsida; Solanales; Solanaceae
Product: trihelix transcription factor ASR3
Exons: 3
Coding region: 287-1303 (338 amino acids)
Source: RefSeq, a predicted model, not a curated record
AUUCUUGUGUUUUAGCCUAACUGUUUCCCAUUGACACAUAAAAAAAGUAAUUCUUAUUUUAGAAAUAUUCAUUUCACAAAGAUUAUUACUGGUUACAAAUAGACUUCAUCAUAAUAAUAAGAAUUAUUAAUACUCAAAAAGGUUUAACGUGUUUAGGGCAUUGGAUGAAUAUUACUACCAUUAAAACACUCUCCCCUCUUCUCCAAAACGGGCCGUCCUAGUCCUACCCAAAACGCCGUUAUCAUAAUUCCGCUCCGUUAACUCACGUGGCUUCGAAAAAAGAAGUAUGAAGCUUGAGCGAUUGAACCUAACUCCGUCUAUAGUUAACGCUGACUCCGACGUCCGUCAACAAUCCUUCAACGGCGGCGCCGAUGAUGCCAACAAAGUUGCCAGGCUCCCUCGUUGGACCAGACAAGAAAUUCUCGUUCUCAUACAGGGGAAAAAAGUCGCUGAAAACCGGAUCCGUCGAGGGCGAACCGGGAGUCUAGAAUUCGGUUCAGCACAGGUUGAACCAAAGUGGGCUUCUGUUUCUUCCUACUGUAAAAAACAUGGGGUGAACAGGGGACCGGUUCAAUGCAGGAAGAGAUGGAGUAAUUUGGCAGGGGAUUUUAAGAAGAUUAAAGAGUGGGAGUCUCAAAUAAAAGAAGAAACAGAGUCCUUUUGGUUGAUGAGGAAUGAUUUAAGGAGAGAGAAAAAAUUGCCUGGAUUUUUCGAUAGAGAGGUAUAUGAUAUUCUUGAUCGUGGAACUGGAAGUGGAAAUGGGGAUGAAGAAGAAGGACUGGUUUUGGCUUUGGGGUCGUCGGGUGUAGCGGAGGAGUCAGAAGUUUUGUUUGAUAGUGGGAAAAGUGCUGCUGCAGGGGAUGAUGGCUUGUUUUCAGAUUUUGAGCCGCUUCAGGAUGAAGUAGGCGCCACUUCCCAUGAAGAUUUCCCACCAAUCAAUCAGCUUCCCAUUCCUGCUCCAACUCCAAUUUCAGAGCAGAAACAUCAACCACUCUCUCAAGUGUCUCCUACACAAGGAACAAGCCAUCAGAAGCAACCUAUCCGAGAACCUGAUAUAGGAAGCGGUCAGGAAGGAAGGAAAAGAAAGCGAGAUGACUCAGAUGCAGAUGAAGAAUCAAGCAAUCUGCAGCGUCAUUUAGUCAGAGCAUUGGAGAGGAAUGGCAAAAUGGUGAGCACCCAACUUGAAGCUCAGAAUAUGCAUUUUCAAAAGGAUAGGGAGCAAAGAAAGGACCAUGUUGAUAACUUAGUAGCAGUACUUAACAAGCUUGCAGAUGCUUUGGGAAGAAUUGCAGAUAAGUUAUAGUUGAUUACCUAAUGGGAGUGUACAUAACAUGUUGUCAGGUUGUAUGUCACGUCUUUGUGAAUCUUCAUACUCGUGGCUGAAGGAUUUUUGCGACCUAGACCAGAUGUUGGGCCAAUGUCAGUUUUGGUUGGAUAAUUAGUAGUUGGAGAUGAGAUGUUCUUUUCAGCUUUUGUGCUUUCAAGGCGUAGUCUUGGCACAGGUGUACAGAAAUAGUAAUAAAUACAGCAAUUGGAGAGGCUGGUGUCGUUUUUUGUUUUUCUUUUUUCUUAAUUCUUGUUAUACAAGUAAAUUACCAUCUCUUAUUUUGUCACAAUUGUGAGGCUCUGUUUAUGGAGCUUAAAUUUUAUCUCAGUACUUGGGAUUGCUAGGCUUGCGGACAAAUUGUAUACAAAUCAUAAUAUUUCGAUUCUAUUGUGAAAAAUAGUUGUCAUUGUAUUG